Molecule: messenger RNA, 578 nt
Organism: Penicilliopsis zonata CBS 506.65
Lineage: Eukaryota; Fungi; Ascomycota; Eurotiomycetes; Eurotiales; Aspergillaceae
Exons: 4
Coding region: 219-527 (102 amino acids)
Biological process (GO): fatty acid metabolic process
Molecular function (GO): long-chain fatty acyl-CoA binding
Source: RefSeq, a predicted model, not a curated record
CCAUUUCUCAUUUGUAAAGAAAAAAGGUCAUGGACUAAUAAUAAUGACAGCUGCUCAGCCAACUAUGGAGCCCCUCAUGUGACUUGUUACGCUAAUCCUUACCCCACCAUCCCACCUACCCGUUCUGGAGACUCUGUUUGCUCAGCUUAUUUACUCAAUUUUCCCUCCAUCCUAACCCAUCCAUUACACCUCCUACUUCUUUGAACCCUAAUUCAAAAAUGGCCGACAUCUCUAACUUCCUCGAAGCCUGGAACAAGCCCGAAGAGGCCAAGCUGUUGAAGACCGCGUUCGACGCCGCCGGUGAUAUCGUGCAAGGCCUGACGCAGAAGCCUAGCGAUAACGAGCUCCUCUCGAUCUACGCCUACUUCAAGCAGGGAAACGAGGAUACUCCCAAGCAGCCCGGUCUGUUCGACAUCAAGGGCAAAUACAAGUACUCCGCAUGGGAGAAGAUCAAAGAUAUCAGUGCCGAGAAGGCGCAGGCCGAAUACAUCAAGCUCGCGGACUCCCUCCUCGCCCAGUACAAAUAGAUUUAUGAUAAGAAUUUAAACUUGACUUGAUAAAGAGAUUAUGGAUUGGUA